GAUAACAGGUGUGUGAGCUGAGGGAGGUGAUGAGCUGAUUGAAGGCAGGUGUGAAGGUACAGUAGACUCGGUCCAGGGUGACAUCAGGACAGGAAGAGACUCACACACACACACCUAGGACGCAGGACAGACGAGAACAUUAAAAGCUCCCUCCCUGCAGCACCUCCCCAUUCCCGCACUAACUAACUACUCCACACUGACUCAGCAUGUAUGUGAGAGGCAGAGGGAGGGAUGGUGGGCCGGGCUCGCUGCUAAUUGGCUGAGUGUGGAGCAUUGCUGCUGGGGAGGGAGGCUGUGCUGGUCGGACAGGUCUGCACUGCUCUGCUGGAGAGGAGGAAAGAAGGAAGGAAGGAAGGAGGGAAGAUGAGAGGGAAGGAAGAAGGAGUAGCAGAGAGAGGAUGAGACUCAAGAUAAACCAUGUGGGAGGUGUAAAUCCUGUACGGGUGAAGCGGCUGUGAGAGGAGGAGAGGUAUGAAGAAUAGGGAGCAGUUGGAGGUGUCCCAUGGGCAUGUUUGUCCUCUGGCUGUUCAGCCUGUGUGUCUCUGCUCUGCACACAGACGCUCUGGGAGGGAGAAGAAAGACCGUCUAAAAAUAAACUGACACGCACCACCAGCAGAAAAACGAACCGACAAAUAAUAGAAGAAGAGGACAAAGAAGAGCUUCCGUUUGUUUUUGUCUCUUUCACCCUGUCUGUCUUUUCUCUCUGCUCCGUUUCUGUUUCUGUGUUCUCAUUACGCCCCGAGAGGAGGUCAUGUCCCAGUCUGGAAAAGUCCUUCAUUUGUAUGUGGAAGUGAGGUCUGCCCCAGAUCCGAGUGGAGGGAAGGAAGGGAUUGCUCAGGGGCAUUCGGUUCAGGACAGUCCGGCGGAGCUCCUGUCUCAGCUGGCGAGCCAGACGACCGUCACCAAGGCCUCCGCAGCUCACCGUCUGGUUCAGGACUGCACACACACUCAGUCUCCUUCUAGAAAAAGCUUCCAGAUCCAGCAAGCCAGCAGCUCGCCGUCAGUCACCAAGCGCUGGAGUGCACCGUGUGAUGGAGUGUCUGCCGUCCACUCUCCACCAAUAAUGCCGUCUUCUGGAAAGGUCACGGUCCCUCACACACCUCCCAACUUCCGGAGGUUUAACGAGGAAGAGGUCAGCGAUGGGACGCGGUCCGUGGUCACCUUCAGUUACAUUGAGAAGUCCAAUGUGAAGACCGUGGAUAGUCCGCGCAAGACUGUGUGCGAGAGAGGGACCAGAGAGGAAAGAUCCACCCCUUCUCACUUUCGUAAAAGGCUCAGCGACCCGGUUUGGUUCGGGAGUCCCGAUUCAUCGUGCAGCUCCAGUCCCAAGCUGACUUUCCGUUCUCCGGGACGUCACCAGCAGACGUUCUCUCCCGGCCUUCGCCAACCAGCCUUGGACCCCAUCGGCAGGGCAGCUACCCAGAGGGCUGUGGAGGAGUUUGGCUCCCCUCUACUGAGGAUUAAACUAGCCCAUGCACUUGAGCAAGCCUCAUCCUCACGCUACAACCAACAGCCACGCUGUCAGUCCUGGGCUGGGUCCCCUGUUCAGCGCCAGAACAUCAGCGUAAACCUCAAAGACCUGAGGAGCCAGGCGGUUUGUGGGCUGCCUCGGAGCCCGGCGUCAGACCAGCUAUCCUCCCAGUCCAAGCAGCCUGAGUCCUGUGUCGAGUCCCAGAGCCCUCUUCACUGGUCGGCAGAGGACAGAGCCGUGGCAGGCAGUCCAGCCACUAAAAGACAUGUUCACAGGUCCUGCAACAGGAGCGCUUCACCGCAGGGAGCAAUCCUCCAACUUGGCAAUAAUGUAGUCGAGGGCUUGAACCAGUUAAGUGACAGUAAAGCCUCCUCUCCGACUCACAGCCCUGAAGUCGCCCGCAGGCUAGCAGAGGAGGCCACCAAAGUAUCUUCUAUUUUCACAGAGGCAAGAACGUCCUCUUUGCACAACGCUUUAGGUGAUCCUGCUGGAGACUUUCACAAUUCAGCUCCAAAUGCACAACAGUCUAAGCAAACGCUUAAGAUGAACAUCCCUUUAAACGACCAACACACGCCAGCAACUGACAACACAGACUCUCACCAGCCUGAACACUCACACUCACACGAAACAAACUCCCAUACUAAUUAUCAAACACACCAGGAGGACUGCAUUCAACAGUCCCAAAAUCAGAGCUCAAUUUUAGCAGCCACUCAUAGUUCCCCCAUUCCUUCACGCGUUCUCCGUCCCGCUCAUCCUCCCACUGAGCUCAGUUCUCCCAUGAGGGACCCCAGGCUAUUCCAAACUGAGCUCCGAGCACCGGACACCCCCACCCUGCAUCGCCGUCAGCUCCCGCAGUACGCCAGAGACUCCUGGUCCCCGAGCCUGGACAAGAGAGGAGACCUGGGCUGUUUCGAGAGAGGGGACUGCACUGAGCUUGCUCGCAGGCUCUUUAUCAACCAGAGUGUUGAGGAGGCGCCGGUUAGCUGGACAUCCAGGCAGCAGUGGGGGACUCAGGUGGACAACAGCCCGAGGCCGAGCCCCGAGGCUGGAUUUGAGUCCAUCAAUGACCAAACUCCUCAACGUCAAUCCAGUCAACGUCGCAGGCCGCUCAGUCCCACAGCCCAGCAGAAACGAGCGGAGCAGAGGAGGAGAGAGAUCCUGCUUCUGGGACCGGUGGUGCUGGACUCUCCGGAGGAGGACGAGGGUUGCGAUGAGGAGGGACAGGGCAACGAGAUGGAGGGAUAUGAGGCGGAGCAGCAGAGGGUUGAAGAGCCUCCAGAGGCGGAGCAGAACGGAGCGAUGGGAGGGUCGUCCUCGCGGAGCUCCAGUGGGGUGACGGGCAGCUUUGGGGACAGGGACUGUGUGUCCCCCGAGUCCAGUCAGUCCAGUCACCAGAGCAACGAGACCGGGGCCGCAACCUCAGGAAUACAGACGGACAGUGGCUGUGCAGCGCCGGUGCCCUCGCUCCACUGUCAGAGGAUCGCUCGUGCCAAGUGGGAGUUUUUAUUCGGGACCCCUGCUGAGGAGGCUGCUACCAGGGGGGAGAAAAGUAAGAAUUCUGUGGAAACCUCCACAGCUCCUCCCAGCGGUAACUCCAGUGAGUCUCCCACUCCGACUCCCCCGUCCUCUCUCCCUCUGCUUUCUGCCAACCACGAGGUGCAGCAUGUGGAGGUCGAGCUGGUGACCCCUCCUCCAGCCGUUAUUGGGACUUCGCCCAAGACCGGCAUCAUUCGCCGCACUCUAAAGUACUCAGAAACCGACCUGGACGCCGUUCCACUGCGCUGCUACAGAGAGACGGACAUAGACGAGGUGCUGCUGGCCGAGCAGGACGACGCAGACUCUGCGUUCGGGAGUAACCGCAGCGUGCAGGGCACCUCGGGGACUGGCAGCAGCCCGCUGGGGGGUCUGGCUUAUGGGAGGACAGAUGGGGUGGAGGUAGAGGAGAGAAGAGGAGGCAGGGAGGAUGGGGAGGAGGAGGAAGAUGAGGAUGAGGAGGAAGAGGAAGAAAUGGUGAGCUGGGCCAGUGUGAGGAUGCAAGGAGACAACAGGAAGCAGCAGUAUGCAGCUCAGGACGAGCCAGAGGUGUUUGGACACCUUCUGAAGAGACCAAUGGAAACGUUUUUUGACAACCACCACCCGGCCCUGAAAUCCCCCAUCUUGGUCUCCGGUCCUCGCUGCGCCGCGGAGGACACCUUCAGCCGCCACUUUGAGAGCAUCAUGGAGUCCCACCGAGCCAAAGGCACGUCGUACAACAGCCUGGACAGCGAGGAGCUGCUGACCUCGAGCACCCAAACCGUCCUGACCUUUGACCUGCCCACACUAACCCCCGCCAUCCACGGGCCGGUCUGUCACAGCGCCAGGCAGAUCGUCCAGCUCAGCUUCGCCCCGCUGGCGCACGACGAGAGGCCCAGUAUCUCCGAUUCGAUCUUUACCAUGACGGGGGACUCGGACGCCACCAGAGCCCCGUCCAGCGAGAGGCUGAGCAGCGGUUCGGACGACACGCCACCCAAAGGACGAGGGUGUUCGCAGCUGGGGAGCAGCUGGUACAGCAACCCGUCCUUCUCAUUACCAAUCAGGGACAAGGCCCGCCUGGCGACAGAUUCGGAGCUGGACCAGGACCUGAGUGAGCGGCUGGGUCUGGGCAGCAGCGAGACGCUCACCAACGGCAGCCACCGCGCCGACAUGGCUGCCGCCAGACGCCUGGCCAAACGGCUCUUCAACUUGGACGGCUUCAGGAAGUCCGAUGUGGCGCGCCACCUCAGCAAGAAUAAUGACUUCAGCCGUAUGGUAGCAGAAGAGUAUCUGAGUUUCUUCAACUUCACAGGCCUCUCUGUUGACCAGGCAUUGAGGACUUUCCUCAGGCAGUUUGCCCUGAUGGGGGAGACUCAGGAGAGGGAGCGGGUGCUGUCACACUUCUCCAAGCGUUACUUAGACUGCAACCCAAAAGUCAUUCCAUCAGAGGAUGCAGUUCACACCCUCACCUGUGCCCUCAUGCUGCUGAACACCGAUCUACACGGCCAGAACAUCGGUAAGAGGAUGUCGUGCACGCAGUUCAUUGGCAACCUGGAAGGACUGAACGACGGCCAAGAUUUUCACAAGGAUCUGCUUAAAGCGCUCUACAACUCAAUCAAGAAUCAGAAGCUGCAAUGGACGCUCGACGAGGAAGAGCUGCGGAAGUCGUUCUCGGAGCUCGGGGACAGCCUGUGUGAGUCCACCGCCUCCAGAUCGGUGAAGGGGGAGCACAGCGGCGAGAAGCCCCUGACGGACGAGACGCAGCCGUCCGGAUCGCUCCUGUACAAGAACGGAUUCCUCGUCCGCAAAGUCCACGCCGACUCGGACGGCAAGAGAACACCGAGAGGGAAGAGAGGCUGGAAGACCUUCUACGCCAUCCUAAAAGGGCUAAUUCUCUACCUGCAGAAAGGGGAGUACAGGCCUGAUAAACAGCUAUCUGAGGAGGACCUGAAGAACGCCGUGUCCAUCCACCACUCUCUGGCCAUGAAGGCUUCAGACUACAGCAAGAGGCCCAACGUCUUCUACCUGCGCACCGCUGACUGGAGGGUGUACCUCUUCCAGGCACCGAACGCGGAGCAGAUGCAGUCUUGGAUCACCAGGAUCAACACGGUGGCCACCAUGUUCUCCGCUCCUCCUUUCCCAGCAGCCAUCGGCUCCCAGAAGAAGUUCAGCCGGCCGCUGCUGCCGGGGACGAUGUCAAAGCUGUCUGAGGAGGAGCAGGUCAGAUCCCAUGAAUCUCGAUUCAGAGCGCUCUCCACUGAGCUGGCUGAGCUGCGCUCCUACCCUCCGGACCGCAAGGUCAAAGGGCGCGAGCUGGAGGAGUACCGGCAGCGAGACGAGUAUCUGGAGUUUGAGAAAACGCGGUACGGGACUUACGUCAUGCUGCUGCGAGCUAAAAUCCGGAGCGGCGAGGAGGACCUGUCUGUGUUUGAGUCCCAGCUGCUGGAGGACAACGGGCUGCAGAGGGCUCACUCCAGCCCCACGCUGCAGGACAGCAGCCAGGCCAGCCAGAUCAGCCAGGCCAGCAGCACCAGGGACGGAGGCAACAGCAGCAAAGCCAGCGCCCACAGCGGCGGCAAGCCUCGACAGGAAGGCCAGAGACACAGCUACCGGCAGGCCGUCAAGAAGUGAGACGGGGCGGGGGCGCCGGGAGCGGCAUAGCGUUGCACUGCCAGCGGCAGGCUGUCUCCCUGCAUAGGUUUUUAUUUGAGAUCCAGGAGGGUUUGGAGCUCUGCUUGAAGGGGGAGCAGGAGUGAGGGGUCGACCCCAUGCCCUCCCCCCAAACCAUGACGCCCUACCCGGCACCCCAAUCUUCUCAUCGAACAGAGGAGGUGCAGAUCCUGUGACUGGCGGAGCGGCUGAGAAACACCAGCGAGGACGUUGGUGCAGGAGGUGGGAGGGGCGGCUGGGAGGUCACACAUCUGCAGAGACGAGGUGUCUUUGAGAACUGGGUGGCGGCGGCAGACUGAACUGUGCGGCGAGAUAAAGAGAAGUGCUUGGCGCCAAUACAGGGACGUACAUCCAGCAUCCUUUUCCUUUUCUCCCCCUUUUGUUCUUUCAAGGCGCCUCCCCCGGCCUCGUUCUCCCACCUUUGUUCUUGACCUUUCACUCCGUUUUUUGGGACCAAACAUUUUAAAACAUCACAUUUUAGACGAUUGCUACCGCCACUCUGGUUUGAAGCGCUGUAACACAUCACCAGGAGCCAUCUUACAUUCCAGCUCCUUGUUUUUUCACAUUCCACACAGGGGCCGGACAUUACAGCUUUUAGCUCCUCUUUCACUGAAGGUUGAAUCUACGGACUGUAAUGAAGUGUGGACAGCUGCGACAUGACGACACGGUGCAGCUCCUCUUCUCUCACUGACGGCCAGUUAGUGGCGACAGCGUCAGUCAGACUUCACAGUACUCCUGAUAUACGCAGCGACUGCGUCUCAUCUAGAGAGGUCUUUUAUUUUUUGCUCAACUUGAACAGGAGAUCUCUUUCCCAGUUGCUUUGGCUUCUGUCCCGUGGUGUGCUUCUGUUCUCUUUCUAUUUCUUGGCCGAAUGUUGUUUUCUCUCCAGUGAUCCGCAUGCCUGCAUCCAGCACUGCUUCUGUUAGGCCUUUUACUACUUUGAGGGCAAAACUGAGAGCAGCGAAACUCGUUCUCUGGGGUCAUUUUAUCCUCAUGCCGGUGCCAUAACACCCAACAUGUGUAAUCUGCGUCUGUACCUAUAGCCUCUCAUUUAUAAACCCUAUUUUAACACUCACCAGGCAGACCCUGAAUGUUCUUGUUUUUUCAAUAUUUUUACAGUAUUUUACAGUCGUUUGUUGAUGUUGAACCUAUUCCUCCUGUGUAUGUCAAGUGUAUAUGAUAUUGAAAAAUGUAAAAGGAAAAAUAUGUUACCCAUACUCUUUGUAAACAUCCAGGAUGUGUUGUAUAUAUAUAACGCACCAUCGGCUUAUAUUGUAGGAUAUAUGACGGUAUAUUUACAAUAUAUUCAAACAUUGUGGAGAUGCAUUUAGGGUGCACUUUCUUCUCGUAAGUCCCAAAAGCGCUACACGAUAAUCAUGUGUUGUUGUUUUAUUUUCUUACAUGGUGGUAAUAAUUCAGCACAAUAUGAGUAUUAUAGUGACGCCUAUGUACCUAUCAAAGAUUAGUAAGUGAUCAAAGGUUGUUUUUUCACACACACACACACACGUGGUGAAUUUAUGUGAGGAUUUCAGCUGCCGUGGGAGGUAAUCCAAAGACAGCGCAUGGUUGGCUAAUAGCAUGAUUUUAAAAGGGAUCAGGGUUGUUGUCAGAGAUGCAUGAAAAAGGUGGAGAAUGUAAAAAAAAAAAAGAAAA
Molecule: messenger RNA, 7306 nt
Organism: Sebastes umbrosus (honeycomb rockfish)
Lineage: Eukaryota; Metazoa; Chordata; Actinopteri; Perciformes; Sebastidae
Product: PH and SEC7 domain-containing protein 1-like
Exons: 18
Coding region: 752-5614 (1620 amino acids)
Biological process (GO): regulation of ARF protein signal transduction
Molecular function (GO): protein binding; phospholipid binding; guanyl-nucleotide exchange factor activity
Source: RefSeq, a predicted model, not a curated record